UAGCUCAGAAAGCAGACACAGCAGAGCCACAUAGACGGCGUCACACACUCAGCACCGGUAGACAUGGGCCAGAUCUUCAGCUGGAUCCGCGGCACGCGGGACCAACCGGCCCUGCAGGACGUCGCUGUAGAGCAACAGGUGUCGCUUACUGGACAUAAUCGUAUUGAGUCUCAGCAGGUCACACCCACCCCAACAUCUCAGGUCUCCACAGGGAAGCCUGCACAAUAUGAGAAAGGACCUACGCAAUCGUCUACAGCAGCUGUGACUGUCAAACCUGGCACCACACCUGCAGCUCCUUCAGGAGCAUCUUCUGCGAGAGCUGCAGGCGGUGGAGGCUUCAUCACCACUAAGAAAGGACCUUCUCAAGUCACGCCACAGGCCACGGUCUUGAAACCCACACCUGCACCGUCUGCUAAAGUCCCAAUUGUGAGCUCUGGGACUGGACCUGCUGGAACAACAGGAGUGAAGCCCACAGACCCUCUGAAAGAUAAGGCCCAGAGUACAACCAUUCCCGCAUCCAAACUGGGACCUGCUAAAGUGGAUCUGGCUGUUGGGAAGCCCUCAGCCCCGGCUGGUGCUCAAAAGCAGACAAGUGCUCAAAAGGUGCAAGUGGAAGUGGGUCCUUCAGGAGCUAAAGUCGGUACGGAGGAUGUAGAUCCGUUUGAUGCCCUGUCUGGCACUUUACCAUCAUCACAACCUGUGGCACCAAAAGUCCCAGCAUUCACUGGACCAGAGGUCAAAGAGCCAAAUGUAAAGGAAGAGAAGGGUGUUAUCUGUGGUGAGAGAGAUGACACAUUGCCGCCCGGAUACAGACGAGCAGAUCUGGAAAAGAAAACACCUGCUGGAGUUCCUGAGAAGCCUAAAGAAGUUCCCAAGCCAAUAAGCACAUCCGAGGCGCUGGACUCCCUCGCAGCUGGGUUUGUGUCUUCAGCUCCACCUGCUCCUAAGAAGACAGAUGUUUGUGUUCUGAUUGGUGGAUGUCUUUCUCAGCCCUCAAUAAACGCAGAUGAUGCACUGGACUUUCUUUCUGGAGGUUUCACAGAGCCUGCAGCAGCACCGGUGGUUAAGGCUCCUGUUCCUCCUUCACAGGAAAAGAAGAAACCUGAAGCGGUUCCUGAAAAGACUAAAGACGUUCCUAAGGAAUCCAAGAAACCUGCUGGGGUUCCUGAGAAAGCUAAAGAUGUUCCCAAGCCUAAAGUGGAUGAAUUAUCAGCACUGGAUGUUCUGGCAGGUGAUUUUGUGGUUCCCGCACAGUCUGUGCCUAAGGUUUCUUCGAGUGCUCCUAAAACUGUUCCACCAGGCCCUCCGCAAACACCACAGACAAAUGAGGACGCUCUCAGUGCUCUGGGUGACACACUGGGUAAACCAGAGCCACCCAAAAAAGAACCUGAACUCAAACCCAAAGACAUCGUUCAUGAGAAGAAACAGAUAUCAGAGAAGGGUGUUCGUGUUGGGGAGAGAGAAGACACACUCCCACCAGGUUACAGAUUCUCAGAGGAAGAGCUCAUGAAAUAUCCUCCUCCUAAGAAAGAGCCCUCAAUAAACGCAGAUGAUGCACUGGACUUUCUUUCUGGAGGUUUCACAGAGCCUGCAGCAGCACCGGUGGUUAAGGCUCCUGUUCCUCCUUCACAGGAAAAGAAGAAACCUGAAGCGGUUCCUGAAAAGACUAAAGACGUUCCUAAGGAAUCCAAGAAACCUGCUGGGGUUCCUGAGAAAGCUAAAGAUGUUCCCAAGCCUAAAGUGGAUGAAUUAUCAGCACUGGAUGUUCUGGCAGGUGAUUUUGUGGUUCCCGCACAGUCUGUGCCUAAGGUUUCUUCGAGUGCUCCUAAAACUGUUCCACCAGGCCCUCCGCAAACACCACAGACAAAUGAGGACGCUCUCAGUGCUCUGGGUGACACACUGGGUAAACCAGAGCCACCCAAAAAAGAACCUGAACUCAAACCCAAAGACAUCGUUCAUGAGAAAGAUGUGACAUCAAAAAAGGGAGUUCGUGUUGGAGAGAGAGAAGAUACACUCCCACCAGAUUACAGAUUCUCAGAGGAAGAGCUCAAGAAAUAUCCUCCUCCUGAGAAAGAGCCCUCCUUAGACACUACUGAAGCUAUGGAUUUUCUGUCUGGCGGUUUUACAACCCCCUCUGUGGCAUCGGCUGCCAAGACCCCCAUCUGUCCUGCCUCUAAGUCUCCUGCUAAGCCUUCAGAUUCUGCUUCCGAUUUUGCUUUAGAUGCUCUUGCAGGUGAUUUUGUCGCUCCUUCUUCUGCAUCUAAAGUUCAGUCUGCCGUCUCUGGCCCCCCACAUGCUGGCAGACAGUUGUCAGAAGGUACCUCAUCAGCUAUGGAUGCCCUCUCAGACACUUUAGCAGACAUUAAAGGAGCCCCUGAGCCUGCCCCUGUCCCACCUAAAGAUGUCGUUAAGGAAAAGAAUAUAGUGGAGGAAAGAGUGAGUAAACCAGGUGAGAGAGACGACACCCUUCCACCUGAUCAUCGGUUCACAGAGGAAGACAGCAAGGUGUUUGUAGCAGCAAAGCAGAAAGACGUCAAACCAAAGCAGACGUCAAUCGAUGACACAACGGCCCUUGACAUGCUGUCUAGUGAUUUUUGUGCAGUACCGCCCGUGAAGCCCUCAGCACCUGACGCCCAACGCUUCACCCCUGAACCACAACCGCCAACAUUUAAGGCAUCAGGUCCAGUUUUCGACGAGCUGGCGGAAAAAGUGAUUCCCAACCUGACUGACCCCAAAGCUAAAGACAGCAAACCAAAGGGAAAGGGUGCAAAACCAAAGUCUAAACCAAAGAAACAGUCAGUACAAGAUUCAUCAGCCACAGAGAAGCUGCCCGGUAAACUGAGCUCAGAUGUGGUGCCAUCGUCUUCCACAAAGAGCAGAAACCUAUAGAUCAUUUAUGGUGCGUCUCCUCAUCCCUAACACAAGAAGCCAUUAAAGGGAGCUGCUCGGACAAGAAAUAUAUUUUAUGGUGGCCAUGGAAUGAAACUAAAAAAAUCUCCUUGUGAAUGAUAGAACAUGUAUAUAUGGAUAGGAUGUUAACAUCAAGCACAUGUAUUGUUCUAUUUUCAGUCUUCUGUUUUUGGUGUGGCGUUGUGAUAUAAUUUUUCCCACAGUAAAAAAAAAUAUUAUGCCAUAUACAAUUUUUUUUUCUUUUUUAUCUUUACUGGGGGUCUCUCUACAGUCUUCCUGUUCACAGAGAUGACAGUCUGUUGCUGUUUGAGGAUCUAUUGAGACACUAGUGUACAGAGAUGCUGUAGGUUAUGAGUUCAUCGUUUACAGUACAGGAAUUGCAGUAGAUGACCGUGAUUUUGAAUGCUGUUGAAUGUCUGUAUAAUGAUACAAGUCACAAAAGGUUUGUAUGGGAGGUGUUUUUCAUUGUAGUUUGUUUCCUGAAGUGCACUUACAAGGAUGCUCUCAAAAAUAACUGUAAAAUAAUACUGCAAACAC
This is a messenger RNA of Sinocyclocheilus grahami, 3447 nucleotides long. RefSeq names its product calpastatin-like. The record is from RefSeq and is a predicted model, not a curated record. Gene Ontology annotation, cellular component: cytoplasm. Gene Ontology annotation, molecular function: calcium-dependent cysteine-type endopeptidase inhibitor activity. Bases 64 to 2889 code for a protein of 941 amino acids. The transcript has 34 exons. NCBI's taxonomy places the organism in Eukaryota, Metazoa, Chordata, Actinopteri, Cypriniformes, Cyprinidae.